AUGGGCAAAAACCAAAACCAAAAGAAGAGCAUUACCAAACAAGAUGACGGGUUGAUACGAACACAAAUACCAAAAACCAUCAACAACAAAGAGCAUUUUCAAAGAUUGAACUAUCUUUACCAUCUAACCAUGUUUUCUAAAGAUGAAAAUUUAUCAAGAUCAUACGUCAACCUAAUGGACACCAUUAGUAAAAAAACUAACACUAAAAUGUUACCGUCAUUGAAGAGAACGUAUUGUAAGAAAUGCAAACGUGUAAUCAUAUUUGACAAUAAGUUAUCAAUAAAAAAAAUCAAAGGCAUUGAAAGAUUAAUUAUCGAAUGCAAAUGUGGCCAUGAAAAAUCAUUUCCAAUAGGUCUAAACAAGGAUUAUAAAACCUUCUAUGAAAAGGAAGGUAAUUUAAUAGAGGUAUCACCACCAAAUACAAAUAUUCCAAAGCAUUAA
Messenger RNA from Vanderwaltozyma polyspora DSM 70294, 441 nucleotides. It is a transcript of the gene RPR2, whose product is annotated as ribonuclease P protein subunit RPR2. Gene Ontology annotation, biological process: tRNA processing. NCBI's taxonomy places the organism in Eukaryota, Fungi, Ascomycota, Saccharomycetes, Saccharomycetales, Saccharomycetaceae. The transcript has a single exon. Gene Ontology annotation, cellular component: nucleolar ribonuclease P complex. The record is from RefSeq and is a predicted model, not a curated record. Bases 1 to 441 code for a protein of 146 amino acids.